This is a messenger RNA of Physcomitrium patens, 5311 nucleotides long. RefSeq names its product regulator of nonsense transcripts 1 homolog. NCBI's taxonomy places the organism in Eukaryota, Viridiplantae, Streptophyta, Bryopsida, Funariales, Funariaceae. Gene Ontology annotation, cellular component: cytoplasm. Gene Ontology annotation, molecular function: RNA helicase activity; RNA binding; ATP binding. The record is from RefSeq and is a predicted model, not a curated record. Gene Ontology annotation, biological process: nuclear-transcribed mRNA catabolic process, nonsense-mediated decay.
CGAAGGGGGUUGGUGUUCCAUUAGCAUCCAUAACAUAUUUUACUUGUUGGCUCUCGAUAGUAGUAGUAGUCGAGGGAGAGAGGGGGAGAGAGAGCUCCACAGCCAAAUCUCCAUGAGCUCCAAACCCUAGAGGAGCGCCUCUCCAACGCCAUGGCCGGCCAGCAGCAGCAGGCGUCGUCGUUGUUCGAGGCGGCUCUGCAGCAACAACAACAACACCAACAACAACAGCAUCAUCAUCAGCACCAGAUACACCAGCAGCACAUGCAGCAAUUGCAACAGCAACACGCGGAUGCGUACACGUUUUUGGAAUUGAACACGCAGGGGGAUGACUACGAGUUCCCUGGGUUUACGGCGGAGUCCCUGAGUAGCCAAGGACCGCCCCGGGGAAGCGUGGGAUUAGGAGGAGGAGGAGUAGGAGGAGGAGGGUUAGGAGGAGUCGGUGUGAGGGCGGAGACGGCGGGUGAGGAUUUGGUCGGGGGGCUCGGGAGUCCAAUUAGUGUAGGCGAUGGAAGGGAUUUGGUUAGCGGGAGUGCAGGGGACUUGAUCGGAUUGAGUGGAUUGGGAGGUGGCGAGGACGGGAAGAUUGGAGGCGGGCAUGUGAGUGGCGUGGCUGGUUUGACCUCAGGGAUUAGUGAGCUGAAUUUUGAAGACCCAGGGGAUGAGGAUAGCCUCGACUACUCGAAGCGACACCUGCCGGAGCACGCGUGCAAGUACUGUGGGAUUCAUAAUCCGGCCUGCAUCAUGCGCUGCAACGUGCCUACGUGCCGGAAGUGGUUUUGCAACUCUCGGGGCAAUACGUCUGGGUCGCAUAUCGUGAAUCAUCUGGUCCGCUCCAAACACAAAGAAGUUUGCUUGCACAGGGAUAGUCCGUUGGGAGAAACGAUCCUGGAAUGUUAUAAUUGCGGGUGCCGCAAUGUUUUCUUGUUAGGAUUUAUCCCUGCGAAGUCCGAAAGCGUUGUGGUACUUCUUUGCCGAGAGCCCUGUUUGAGCGUAAAUGGCUUGAAGGAUAUGAACUGGGAUCUCAGCCAAUGGCUGCCACUCAUCAAUGACCGUUGUUUCCUGGAUUGGUUAGUCAAGGUUCCAUCAGAGCAAGAACAGUUGAGAGCACGACAAAUCAGCGCUCAGCAAAUUAACAAGGUGGAAGAACUUUGGAAGACAAAUCCUGAUGCUACUCUAGAAGAUCUUGAGAAGCCUGGUGUCGAUGAUGAACCUCAACCUGUGGCAUUGAAGUACGAAGAUGCUUAUCAGUAUCAAAAUGUUUUUGGUCCACUCGUGAAGCUGGAGGCCGACUACGAUAAGAUGAUGAAAGAGUCUCAAAGCAAAGACAACAUCACAGUGCGGUGGGAUGUAGGUCUCAACAAGAAGAGAAUUGCCUAUUUUGUCUUCCCCAAGGAGGAUAAUGAACUGCGGUUGGUUCCUGGAGAUGAAUUGCGUCUACGUUAUCCUGGUGAUGGAACACAUUCAGGAUGGCAAUCCGUGGGCCAUGUGAUCAAACUCACGGCUCAAGAGGAGGUGGCUCUUGAGUUGCGCGCUAACCAGGGCGUACCUAUUGACGUGAAUCAUAACUUCAGUGUUGAUUUUGUAUGGAAAAGUACGAGUUUUGAUCGGAUGCAGGUGGCGAUGAAGACAUUCGCUGUUGAUGAGACAAGUGUUAGUGGAUAUAUCUAUCAUCGUCUACUUGGACAUGAAGUUGAAAUGCAAACUGUUCGGAACACGCUGCCUCGGCGAUUUGGAGCUCCAGGAUUACCGGAACUUAAUGCCUCACAGGUGUAUGCUGUGAAAAGCGUGUUACAAAAGCCGGUUAGUUUGAUUCAGGGUCCCCCAGGCACUGGAAAGACAGUGACAUCAGCGGCCAUUGUAUAUCACUUAGCGAAACAGGGUCAAGGACAGGUUCUGGUUUGUGCUCCCAGUAAUGUUGCUGUGGAUCAACUUGCAGAAAAGAUUAGUGCAACAGGUCUCAAGGUUGUAAGAUUAUGCGCAAAGUCGAGAGAGGCUGUUAGCUCUCCUGUGGAGCAUCUAACACUUCAUUACCAAGUACGGCACUUGGACACCACGGACAAAAGUGAACUACACAAAUUGCAGCUUUUGAAGGAUGAACUUGGUGAAUUGUCGAGUUCAGAUGAGAAGAAAUACAAAUCUUUGAAGCGGGCAACUGAAAGAGAGAUCUCGCAAAGUGCUGAUGUGAUUUGUUGCACGUGUGUGGGAGCGGGUGAUCCCCGUCUUGCAAACUUUCGUUUCCGUCAGGUUUUAGUAGACGAAUCGACACAGGCAACGGAGCCUGAGUGCCUGAUUCCGCUCGUGCUUGGAGCUAAGCAAUUGGUUCUGGUUGGAGAUCAUUGUCAGCUAGGCCCUGUUAUCAUGUGCAAGAAAGCUGCCCGUGCUGGGCUUGCUCAAUCUCUGUUUGAGCGCCUUGUUCUACUUGGAGUGAAGCCUAUCCGUCUACAGGUCCAAUAUCGGAUGCAUCCAAGUUUAUCCGAGUUUCCAUCUAACAGUUUUUAUGAAGGAACUCUUCAAAAUGGAGUCACUACAAGCGACAGGCUGCUGUCUCAAAUCGAUUUUCCCUGGCCUGUUCCUAACAGACCCAUGUUUUUUUAUGUUCAGAUGGGGCAAGAAGAGAUUAGUGCAAGUGGUACUUCAUACCUGAACAGAGGAGAAGCUGGGAACGUCGAGAAGAUUGUUACUACCUUCUUGAAGAGCGGAGUAGUCCCAGCUCAGAUUGGUGUGAUCACCCCUUAUGAAGGGCAGCGUGCAUACAUUGUUAACAAUAUGGCUAGGAAUGGCUCUUUGCGUCAACAGUUAUACAAGGAGAUAGAGGUUGCAAGUGUAGACUCCUUCCAGGGUCGAGAGAAGGAUUUCAUCAUUGUUUCUUGCGUCAGGAGUAAUGAACAUCAGGGGAUUGGUUUUCUCAAUGAUCCUCGAAGAUUGAAUGUUGCUCUAACACGAGCUCGUUUUGGAAUUGUGAUUUUGGGCAAUCCCAAAGUUCUUAGUAAGCAGCCUUUAUGGAAUACUCUGUUGACUCAUUACAAGGAGCAUGAAGUGUUGGUGGAAGGUUCAUUGAAUAACUUGAAGCAGAGCAUGGUUCAGUUCCAGAAGCCUAAGAAGGUCUACAAUGACCGUCGUGUGUACCCUGGAGGAGGUGCACCUGCCUUGGGUCCUGGAGAGGGUUUUGUUCCGGCUGCCACUACAAGUGCAGCAACUGGGGCCGCUGCGAACGAUCGCCGAAAUGGACGAGCUCGGGCGGUAGAUGGGCGCAAUGGAAGUGGAUAUAUGCCUUUUGGUCCAUUGAGCAAUGGUGCCCAGAAGGGAGGUGUUUCUUCCCAAGCCGGUCUAACACCAUCUCGGGGAGUACCACUUACAGGAUUUCCAAGCACACCUCUUACUCAACCUUAUGCAAUUCCUUCGCGAGGUGGCAUGCAUGGUCCAAUCGGAGCAGUGCCGCAGGUCCCACAAGCAGGUAGUCGUGGUUUUGGGGCAGGUAGAGGCAGCACCAGCGGUCCUAUUGGUGGUCAUUUGUCGCAGCACCAAACUCCACAGCAGCAGGGCGCACUUGGGGGAGCCUUCCAAUUUGGUGGGCUCGACAGUCCUGCUACUCAGGCCUCUGCCGGUGGUCCAAUGACGCAACAGGGAAUCAUGACCCAGAUGCAAACUCAAACCCUGAGUCAGAAUUUGCGGGAUGGAUUCGGUCUUGGAGGCAUGUCUCAGGAUUUUUUUGGAGAGGAUUUCAAGUCUCAAGGAUCACAUGUUGGAUAUGCUGGACACGAAUUUGCAACACAAGGAGCUUUUGGUAUGGAUUACUCCACACAAGCCAAUCAAGGUGGAUAUGCCGGGAAUUUUAACACUCAAAACUCACAACCAGGCUACUCACAUCAGUCCAUUGGAAACGAAUUUAUUUCACAGGACUUUUUUGGUCAUGCGACAGAUGGAUUAUUUACUCAAGGAGGUUUCAAUGACCGCACGCAGGACCUUCCAUCUACCCAAAAUCAUUAUGGACUUGGGGGUCUUCAAUCUCAGGGAAGAAUGUUCACUCAGCCCUUCACACAGUAUGCUCAACCUCCUAAUUCUCAACAGCAGCAGGGUGCUCAGCGCCGGUUCAAUGGCUAGCACGAGGGAGCAGGAGAUUGCAUGUUUCCCAUGGUCUACAGCACCCUCGAAAUUAAGGAUGUAGAGAGCCUAUCAUGAGCGCAUCUUAUAGCCUUACCUUGGCUGUCUCUAUCUUGGAUGUGUUCUUUGAUCAUAGACCUACAUGAAUGCGUGCAGGAAAGAGAGCAAAAGUUGUUUGCAGGUCAUCGCAAAAGGUCAUUGUUGACUGGCUGGAAUUUUUUGAAGAUGAAGGGGAUAUGAAGAAACAGAGAUAUUUCUAUUGGUGGAUUCGAAGUGGUGGAUCUGGGUGAGUCUCAGCACCCAGUCCAGUUCUGUUGGAACAAUGUGGUUCUGAACUCAGUACAUCUAAGCAAGGCGUACAAGUAAAAGCAGUUCGGGUGACUCGUGAUAGAAUGUUAAUGAGUUGGGAUGUAGGCCUUGGACCUGGUAUCUGCAAUUCACAAUGUUUUAUCCUGUUCCCCGUCAUGUGGGUGCAAAAUUGUUACUCCUCUUGGGAAAACUACAUCGAUGUCCUGGGCGACAAGUAUCCACCUGAACUGGCAUGACUGGAACCACUAGAGUUCGCCGAAGUGUGCAUAUAUCGUACUCUAUCAGGCUUCCUUGAAACAUGACAAUCGGAGGUUCGUGGGAGUAUGUAAUGGUGCCUAUCAAAUUGCGGAGGAUCGACGAUUAUAUAUUAUGCAUGGUUGGUUCAUUGUGCACAACCAUGUAUGAUGAGUGUAAUGUCCUACAUAUUGCAAGGUGCCAACAGUCCAAUGAUCUUCUGAACAACAUGAUAAGCUCAGUAAAUGACUUGGAAGAGUUGGGUGAAGAAGGAGCCAUUCAGGUUGAAGUGCGGCAAGUGUGCAUACUUUGUGUGAAUAAAGAUAGUUUUUCCAAGGCGCUACGUUCUUGAGGCAGUUGGAGCUUGCUUUGUGAGAUGGGCUAUGUGGCUUAGGAGGUUCAUGCAAGUGUUUUGCCCAAGAGAUCUUUUGACGAUGUGUCUACAACCACAUUCGAGUUUGGGCUAGUGAUAGUUUUGGUUUUUUUGGAGAGUGUCUAUGUAAAUGUCCACAUUCAGAGAUACAUUUGACUCUUGUUCCUCAUGUAUGUGGUAUAGUUGUGGAUCCAGAUGUUUUAGUCUGGAGCAUCCUGGUGAUCCCUUAUUGUCUAUAUUUGCAAGACGUACUUGCACGUUUUUUCAAUACAGGGAUUGAUUUUAGCAGCUUUA